AUGGACGACCGAAAGAAAAUCGGCAUCGGGUUGACGAGCUUUGGGUGCGGGUUCACCGCGCUCGGCGUGGUGUUCUUCUUCGAUCGCGGGCUGUUGGCGAUGGGGAAUCUGAUGUUCCUCAGCGGGGUCACGCUGACGAUCGGGCCGAGGCAGACGGUGAAGUUUUUCGGGCGACCGAGGAAUCAGCGCGGGGCGUUUUGUUUCUUGUUCGGUUUGGCGCUCGUCCUGUACGGGUGGCCGUUCGUGGGGCUGUGCGUGGAGGGGUACGGGUUCGUCGCGCUCUUCAGCGCGUUCUUCCCGACGGUGUUGAUAUUUUUGAAGAGGGUGCCGGUGUUGGGGACGUUUCUAUCGCUACCAGGGGUGAAACAUCUGACGACGACGAUCAUCGGCAAGAGUCAGACGCUGCCGGUGUAG
Ostreococcus tauri is the source of this 414-nucleotide messenger RNA. Its product is annotated as Vesicle transport protein, Got1/SFT2-like. The transcript has 2 exons. Gene Ontology annotation, biological process: endoplasmic reticulum to Golgi vesicle-mediated transport; retrograde transport, endosome to Golgi. NCBI's taxonomy places the organism in Eukaryota, Viridiplantae, Chlorophyta, Mamiellophyceae, Mamiellales, Bathycoccaceae. The coding region runs from base 1 to 414 and encodes 137 amino acids. The record is from RefSeq and is a predicted model, not a curated record.